Molecule: messenger RNA, 1536 nt
Organism: Closterium sp. Naga37s-1
Lineage: Eukaryota; Viridiplantae; Streptophyta; Zygnematophyceae; Desmidiales; Closteriaceae
Source: the annotation of a GenBank genome assembly
AUGCUGAAGGGACAUCCUAAUGCAGCGGGCGGAGCAAAGGCGGCGUCCACGUCACCGCAGCGGGAAUGGCCUCUCUGGAGCAUCCACGUGGCACUGGCGGUGGUUAUGCUGAGCAACGGCGUGUACCACGUGCUGGCCAAGAGGGCGCUGGCAGAGGGCCUGAACAACGGCGUGUACCACGUGUUGGCGAAGAGGGCGCUAGCAGAGGGCGUGCAUGCGCUCGUCUUCUGUGUCUACCGUGACGCCAUCGCUCUGCUCGCCCUGCUGCCCGCCGCCGCCCUCGCCGAGAGGCAGGGCCGGGGAGGUGGUGGGCGUGCAGCAGCGGCUGCUGGGGUGUGUGCGCCUCCAUGUGCUUACAUUGGUGCUCUCUGCUGGAUGAGGGGCGAGCGAGGCUUGGGAUGGGAUGGAUGGGUUGGUGUGUGUGAGGUGCGUGCGGGCUCGCGUUCUCUCUCUGCUCUGCACCUGUCGUGGCAUAGCUUGAGUGGGAUGGGAUGGCUCGGUGACGGCUGCAAGAAGAGUAGCGGUUGCCGGCAAGGCGAGGAGAGCGUGUGGGAGCGGCACGCAGGCAAGGAAGGGAGGGAGAAGAGAGGCGUGAGCGACCUGAACCAUGAGUCGCACCUUGGCAUGUGCGCCUCAUUCAAUCCGUCUGACCUCAACCUACCUUCCCCGCUCUGCUCUGCUCUGCUUGCAUGGCUGUGCAGGUCCCAGCAUCAUCUCAUGUCGCCCAAGCUGCUCCUACCCUUCUUUCUACUCGGCCUCACAGGCCUGGACUCCUUGAACCUGCAGCAGUGGCGCGACCAGGUGCGCCUGGUGGGGCUCGCCCUGUGCGUGGGCGGUGCCGUGCUCAUGGCUGUCUUCCGCGGCCCGCUGCUGCUGGGGGAGGGCGGAGAGCAGCAGCACGGGGACACUGCGCUGCUGCAGCAGCAGGCCGCACUGCCGCCUGGUGUUGAAGGGGCGGGUGGUGGUGCUGGUGAUGGGGGAGUGGGAGGGGGAGGAGAAGGGUGGGUGGCGCCAGGGUCAGUGGGAGCGUGGAGCAUGGGGGUGGUGUCGCUGGUGGGCAACUGCAUGAGCAUGGCCGCCUAUCUCACUAUACAGGCCACGUCCAUUGCAUAUGGCACUCGUGAACAUGCACUCAUACCAUUCCCUCUCCGCGCUCCUCUCGCCACCUGUGUGGAAGUUCUGCUCUCACACUCAUGGCUGCCAUACGUCUCCACCCUCCCCCACUCCAGCCCCCUUCCCUCUUCCCCAUACGCGUAUGCCACGUGCAUCUCUGCUCCCUCGCCUCACCCUGUGCCGGUGUUGAGGCGCUUCCCGGCGCCAGUGACAGUGACGGCCAUGGCGUACGUGGUGGGCGCGCUGCUCAUGCUGCUCAUCGCGCUGCUCUCCUCCCCGCCCUCCUGGAUCAUCACCGGCUGGCCCCUCGUCGCCGUUGUCUUUGCGCUCAGCGACAUGGUGGGCCUGACCUCACCCCACCCCACGUGCUGUGCUUGUCUGCACUUUGGCCGCAAGAGCCGCCCUUUCUUCUUUCUGUUCUGA